This is a messenger RNA of Chanos chanos (milkfish), 732 nucleotides long. RefSeq names its product regulator of G-protein signaling 9-binding protein. The record is from RefSeq and is a predicted model, not a curated record. Bases 1 to 732 code for a protein of 243 amino acids. The transcript is spliced from 2 exons. Lineage: Eukaryota; Metazoa; Chordata; Actinopteri; Gonorynchiformes; Chanidae.
AUGAAUCGGUGGCGGCGGUCGGUGGGGGAGAUCCAGGCCAGACGGCGGCAGGUGGGUGAAUGCGAGCGUGCGCAGGCAGCCCUCAGCAAAGUGACUGCCUGCUUCCAGCAAAUGGCCACCUGUUUAGGGAGUAACACGGACGGCAGCACCCUGAGAGAGGAGCUGGAGGAGACCAGGACCCUGGCUCACAGGAUCUGCACAGGGCUACACAAGAGGCUGCUGGCUCUGUUAGUGGAGACAGAACAGUGUCAGGAGGAUCGCGAACAGGUGGAGAGGCUGUGGGUUCUCUUUCUGUCCAGCAUGGAGAGCUUUCAGCAGGAUCUAAAAAAGGUGCAUGCCUUACAAGAGCUAUUUCCACUGACCAUACGCAAAGACAGGCGGGCAUUGGUAAACACCGGUGUGACAGCAGGUGGCUCCGAGGUAGCAGCGCGGGCAGCCACGGUACAGACACCGUGGCUAACAGUUGAGGAGGAGCAAUGCCCCGCCCUGAAAACACACAUGGAGCAGAUUGACGCUCUGUUGCAGGAGAUGCUGCAAAGAGUAAAUGUGCCUCUUUGGUCGGUGGAGCCCACACACGAAGCCUGGGGAGAUGGUAACGAGGAAGCACUGGAGGAUGAUGAGACGUUAGAGGAAAUGAUGGAGGUGGAAGUGGUGUCCCAGGACAACGGGACAUCUGGAUGCUGUCAUCACCCAAACUGUCGCUUAGGCUGCAUCCUCUGUCUACUCAACUGA